UAAACACUUAAAAAUAAACUAGAAUUAUAUACAAAAUUAAUACUUAUAACAUUUUCAAGAAGAUGGCUGUAACUGGAGCCAUAUCAGUACCACUUUGGAUUUCAACAUCAACAUCCACAAAAAUCACUGCUUUUAAUACCAAAUCCAGAAUUUCUUACCCUCUUAAACUUUCAAGAAAUGGUCUUUAUCCCUUAUCCACAUUUGACAGAAAUGGCCAAUAUGAACAACAUUUUACAAUUAAAGCUGCUUCUUCCUCUUCAGUUGGAAGUACAGAAUACGCAGAAGAACCAGCAACUAAGGUGAAAUUUCAAAGAUCAUUGAGCCUACCUGGUUGCUCCACUUCAUUGUCAUUGCUUGGAACUGGAUACAGGGAAAAGGUAUUUGCAAUUAUUGGUGUCAAAGUCUAUGCUGCAGGACUCUAUGUCAAUGACUCAGUCUUUAGUAGAUUAGAUGUCUGGCGAGGAUGUUCUUCUGCAGAAAUUCAGCCAGAAACUUCCUUGUUCAACAAUAUCUUUGAAGCCAAUCUGGAGAAAUCACUACGUAUUGUGCUGGUCAGAGAUAUUGACGGUAAAACUUUCUGGGAUGCCUUAGAUGAAGCCAUUUCUCCGAGAAUCAAAUCACCCACUACUGAUGAUAAAUCUGCUCUUUCCACGUUCCGUGGUGUCUUUCAAGGAAAACCUCUUAAGAAAGAAACUUCCAUAUUCUUGACUUGGAUUGACCCGACCAAAAUGCUCGUUUCACUCUCUUUUGAUGGGAUGCCUUCGUCGGUUGAUGCGACAAUUGAGUCUACAAAUGUUGCAUCAGCUCUCUUCGACGUAUUUUUUGGUGGUGAUCCAGUUUCUCCUACACUGAAAGCAUCAAUUGCCAAAGGAUUGGAAGAUGCACUCAAGUAAAGUCCGUAAUGAGUGAGCCUGUCUGAAUUAGCUGAUUGUAAAUAGCUAUAAACUUGAAAUGCUGAAAAAACAUUUUUAAUUGUUGAAUCUGAUUUUAUAGCAUGUUUGGAUAAGUCUUUUCAC
Messenger RNA from Lycium ferocissimum, 1016 nucleotides. Its product is annotated as fatty-acid-binding protein 3, chloroplastic. Lineage: Eukaryota; Viridiplantae; Streptophyta; Magnoliopsida; Solanales; Solanaceae. Gene Ontology annotation, molecular function: intramolecular lyase activity; fatty acid binding. The record is from RefSeq and is a predicted model, not a curated record. Gene Ontology annotation, cellular component: chloroplast stroma. The transcript is spliced from 5 exons. The coding region runs from base 63 to 893 and encodes 276 amino acids. Gene Ontology annotation, biological process: fatty acid metabolic process.